AGUUUACUUGUAGAUCGUUUAAUAGAUCUAUCAUUUGAAGUUUUCGAUCGUUUUAAAAUGAGUUAUGCAGGUCUACUUUUUGGAAAUUUGGACGAAGAGGGACAACUCGAGGGUGCUGGUUUCGAUGAAGAAAUUCGAGAAAGUUUGCAAAAAGUCGCAGGAGAAACUGAUGUUUUGAACGAAAUUUUUUCAGUUCGUUCAUUGGGUAUUGAUGAUAAAGAGGAGGAUGAUGCAAUAAAAAGUGAAAUAUCAACCCAAACUCCGGUACAAACCCCUGGUGACUCAAGCAUUAAACCUGAGGAGGAUGCAAUCGAUUAUUCAGAUUUCAAUGAACUAGCUGAUGAAACCAUGUUUUCAGAAAAAUAUUAUCAACAAGGGGUUAAUAGUGUUAUAAACAUCAAAAGAUCAUUAUCUUUUCCGCCAUUACAACUACACAGUUUAGAGUCAACUGGAAAAGAAAACAUGAAGCAAGAUACGUUACAAACUAACGAUAUUCAUAAAAACUUUUCAGCUACUGCUCCUUUAAACGAAUCUCAAAAAGUUGUAAAGCAAAGCGAUGAAACAAAAUCAGAAAUAAAUAUAAAGACGUUAUAUCCGGCUUUCGAAAAAGAUAGAAUCUUGAAGUUUUCAGAAUUAUUUGCAACUAAGCUCACCCAGCGUAAAUUACAUCAAUUGAAUAUACAUGCCAAACCACAAGAAGAGUUAAAAUUUGCAAAAGAUGAACGAGAACUAUUUGAAUCAUCAAAACAAUUCGAUGUGUCAGCUGAUGAGAAAUUUGAGGAAUCAGAAGAUAUUAUUGAGCCAGUUGCUUCUUCACCAAUAACCCAAGUUUCUGGUGGUAGCAUGUAUGGAAGUGACUUUGAAGCGGAAGUUCAUCAUGUAAUGGAUAAACCCUUUGAAACAGAAAAGUUAUCUUGGAAAAUCCCAGAAAAAAAUAAUGCAUAUUAUUCUAUUGUUAUGGACACUUGGGAGGAUAAGAUUUUGUGGGAUAGUGAUGAUGAGGACCAGGCGAGCCUUGACAUAGAUUAUAUAUCAGAGUCAGAGGAAUCUAAUGCUAUAAUGGCUUAUCGAAAUACUGAAUUGGAAAGUGGGGAAUGGAUUAAUCAUAUUUUAUGGGACGAUUAUAGUGGACCUAUCCCUUUUGCUAAAUUAACAUUGGACAUGAAUGAUCCGAAUUUGCUUUUUGAUUAUUCUGCCCUCGAUCCACCAAAACCAAUGAAGCCUUUCGGAUUACCCUAUAAACCUGAAAGACGAGUAUAUCAAAGACGACUUAACUUUGGGCGAAUGUACAUUCAACAUUCCUUACCUGCCCUUCAAUUACAUUCACAAUAUUUCAAAACAAAGUUCACUAAAUCGGAUAUUCGAGCAUUACAUCGUCCAUCUAUUCAAUUUCCUCUUGAACAAGAAAUUAAUUUUAAUAAAAUGAAGAAAAUCAAAAAGAAAAAAUUGAGAAGUCGGGAGGCUAUGAAAAAACCAAAAGAUUUGACGCUCAAAGAUAAAUCAGAUUACGUUUUAUUUGAAUAUUCGGAAGAAUAUCCACCGAUAUUAUCGAACAUCGGAAUGGGUGGUCCAGUUGUACUUGAUGUGAUUGAUGAGUCACCGUUCAUGAAUUUUGGUAACGUGGAACGAGGACAAAUCAUAUCAGCAUUAUAUAAUAAUUUAAUUAGAGCGCCGUUAUAUAGGCACGAUGUCAAUGAUACAGAUUUUUUAAUAAUCAGAAACACGAAUAAGGGAAAAUCAAAAUAUUUUAUACGUGAGUUAAAGAACCUUUUUGUAGUUGGUCAAACAUUUCCUAUGCAAGAGGUUCCUUCACCACCAUCUAGAAAAGCGAAAACCAUAGCAAAUACUCGUAUUCAGGUUGCUGCCUUUCGAUACAUGAAAAAGAAUAGAUAUAAUCUUUUAGUUCAGGAUAAACUUACUAAGAAAUUUCCGGAUUAUUCGCUUCAGACACUUCGUGGACGUUUGAAGGAAUUUGCCGAAAUGGCUCGUAAGAAAGGGAAUUUCAAUAAUAGUCCCAUUUGGAAAUUGAAACCUUCAGUUCGUCUUCCUACCGAAGAUGAACUCAGAAGAAUGUUGACGCCAGAGAUGAUUUGUCUAGAAGAAAGUAUGAUGGUGGGAGAAAGACAUCUACAAGAUGCCGGUUAUAAAUCAAUGUGGACUGAAGAAGACGACAAAAACAAAGCGGCUAAGAAAGAUGAUGAUGAUAUUGUGCAAGAUGACAAUAAGUUAGCUAUUGAGGAAUCUAAACUUGCUAUUGAACAACAAUUAGCCCCAUGGAUAACCACGAGAAAUUUUCUUAACGCUACCCAGACAAAUGCCAUGUUAAAAUUACAUGGCGAAGGUGAUCCUACAGGACGAGGCGAAGGUUUUAGUUUUAUUCGAAUAUCAAUGAAAGACAUAUUUCUUAAAGCAGGCGAAUCUGCCCAAGAUAAGCUUGCUGAAAUAGAGAGUAAGCCUAAAAGUGGACACAAAUAUAAUGUAGUUGAACAAUGGAAAAGAUACAAUCAAGAGAUUUAUCGUAUUUGGAAUGCUCAAUAUGCAUCUCUUAGUAAACAUCGAGAUUCUAAUAUGGAUUCUGUAAAACAAGAAGUUACCCUUGAUGAUGCAGGAACUUAUUCAAAUAAUCAAUUCAUGAAAGAAGAUGAUAAUCAGAUCGAUAGUGAUGUUGAAUAUCAGAACAUGAUUGAUUCCGCAAUGCCUGAUCGGGACGAAUCUAUUUCUCCACUACCUAACACUCCUGCAGAAUACGAUGAUGUGACGUCCAUUGACGGAAGUAUCAGCUCCAGAGCGAAUUAUGAUUUUGGAUCCCAUCGUAAUAGAGCGCUUGUUAUAAACAGACUUGUGAGAUCAUCGACAGGAGAAGCAAUAUGGACAAAGACGCAUGUUACAGAUCCGGCUGUGAUCAAUGCAUAUAUUAAUCAAAGACAAAUUAUCGAAGAGCAGACUACAGCCGCCGAGUUAUUAGAACCUACGAAUGAUGAAGAAAGAAAUAAAAGGUUGAGAAAAAGGAUUCAAGAUCAAUUGGCUAAACUACGGAGAAAUCAAGAAAGGCGUCAGCAGCGUAAAGCUGCUCGCGAAGCCGCAAAAGUAGCGGCAGCAGACUCUACGUAUGGACAUCCAAUUAAAGAUAAGAAAACGGACACAAUUAGACGUUGUGGUAAUUGCGGUCAAACUGGUCAUAUGAAAACAAAUAAAAAGUGUCCCCGUUACGGAAUGAACGCAAUUGGAGAAAGUCCUAUGAGCCCUUUAGCAGAUCCGUCUGAAUCUACCGCUCCUACUUCUGAUGCUCCUAUUAUUAAAAUGGAAGGGAGCAAAAUUUUAAUAAGGUCAAAAGCAAUUGCAGAAAAACCUCCCGAAACAACCAGAAUAAAAAUUACGUUACCUUCAAAUGAAGAAGCUUCAAAACGUAAAAGAAAAGCACCGGAUUUAGAUUCGUCUGCUGACCGCAAACGACCAUUUAUCGACGCAACCAGUUUAAUUAUAACUGCUGAAAUUGCACCUGAUUAUAAUACAGUUAUAAAAAAACCGAUCGCUUUAUUACAAAUGCAAAAUAAACAUUCUCGUGGUGAAUAUAAAAAUAUUGCGGAACUUAUGCAAGAUAUGAAACUAAUGGUUAAUAACUGUCGAACCUAUAAUGGUGAUUCUAGCGGUUAUACUGUAAUUGCUAAAAACUUAUUUGCUAAGGCAGAAGAAUUAAUUAGAGAAGCAGGAUUUUAA
Funneliformis geosporum is the source of this 3717-nucleotide messenger RNA. Lineage: Eukaryota; Fungi; Glomeromycota; Glomeromycetes; Glomerales; Glomeraceae. The record is from the annotation of a GenBank genome assembly.